AUCAAUUUCCGCGUUUCGCUAAUUUUAAAUAGCAAUCCAUUCUAUCAAAUUAUUGAGAUUAUUGGCCGUUGCACACGUUUAGACAACCGAGCAAAUUCUUCAAAAAUAUUUCUUAGAUUUGAUUCACAUAGCGCGUACACAAUUCAUAUUUGUAUUAUUCGUCACACAUGCACAUAUUACUGUGUACAUGUAAAUGUGAUUAAAAAAAAAAACAUUUAAAGCACACAACGGAUACCCAAGGGUCAAAUAAACGCAUUAAAAAAAAUGUAAAAAAAUAAAAAAAAACACAAUUACUUUCCCUCACCCACACAUUCAAAAGCCUGUAAAUGUGAAUUACUUCCGUUGUUAAGGAAACUAUUAAAAAAAAGAUUCAUAUCGUAAAAAGAAAUUAUACAGGCGGCCAUCCAAUCCAAUGCCAGCUCGCAAAGGGCUUCUCGCACCUCAGAAUACAUUUUUGGAUACUAUUGCCACACGUUUCGAUGGUACACAUUCAAAUUUUGUUCUCGGAAAUGCACAAGCUAAUGGCAAUCCGAUUGUAUAUUGUUCGGAUGGCUUCGUGGACUUGACAGGAUAUUCGCGUGCGCAAAUUAUGCAAAAAGGAUGCUCUUGUCACUUUUUGUAUGGGCCGGAAACGAAGGAAGAGCACAAGCAGCAAAUAGAGAAGAGUCUAUUGGGUAAAACUGAACUAAAAUUGGAGGUCAUUUUCUAUAAAAAAGACGGAACACCAUUUUGGUGUCUGUUCGACAUCGUGCCAAUUAAGAAUGAAAAACGUGAUGUUGUAUUGUUUUUGGCGUCACACAAAGACAUCACGCAUACAAAGAUGCUGGAAAUGAACACAAGUGAUGAAUGCGAUAGUGUUUUUGCCCUUACAGCUGCUUUAUUGGGUGCACGGUUUCGUGCUGGCUCGAAUGCCGGCUUGCUGGGCUUAGGUGCCUUACCGGGGCUAGGCGGUGGAACCACCAUAAAUGAUACCGGCGACGGAAAUGGUGAUGAAUCUAUUAAUUUAGAUAUACCCGCCGGCUGUAAUAUGGGAAGAAGGCGUAGUCGCGCCGUCCUCUAUCAACUGUCAGGCCAUUAUAAGCCGGAAAAGAGCGUAAAAACGAAAUUGAAAUUGGGAAAUAAUUUAUUACAUUCUACCGAAGCACCAUUCCCUGAGUACAAAACGCAAUCAAUAAAGAAAUCGCGCUUCAUAUUGCCGCACUAUGGUGUUUUCAAAGGUUUUUGGGAUUGGAUUAUAUUGGUUUCAACGUUCUAUGUAGCCAUUUUGGUGCCAUAUAAUGCCGCAUUCGCCAAAGCGGAUCGUCAAACAAUGGUUUCGGAUGUUAUCGUCGAAGGCCUAUUUAUAGUGGAUAUUUUAUUAAAUUUUCGCACAACGUUUGUCUCGAGCAAAGGCGAAGUCGUGUCCGAUUCGAAAUUGAUUGCAAUCAAUUACUUAAAAGGUUGGUUUGUUGUUGACUUGCUGGCCGCCCUGCCCUUCGAUCAUCUAUAUGCCUCAGAUCUGUACAACGGAGAGGAGUCUCAUAUACAUUUGGUGAAAUUAACCCGUUUGUUGCGUUUGGCAAGACUCUUGCAAAAAAUGGAUCGAUAUUCUCAAUACACAGCCAUGAUCUUGACCUUGCUAAUGCUACUCUUCUCCUUGGUGGCACAUUGGCUGGCGUGCAUCUGGUAUGUAAUCGCGGAAAAGGAGAACAUGCUGAACGAUAAUGGAUGGGAGACAGGAUGGAUGCAUGCUCUUGCAGAACGUCUUAGAGUGCCAGUUUAUAAUAUAACAAAUGCUGAGGCAUAUUCAACAGCAUUAUAUUUCACAUUCACGAGUCUAACUUCCGUUGGUUUUGGCAAUGUUUCUGCAAAUACUACGGCAGAAAAGGUGUUUUCAAUCAUUAUGAUGCUAAUUGGCGCUUUGAUGCAUGCAGUCGUAUUCGGUAAUGUGACUGCGAUAAUACAACGCAUGUAUUCGCGUCGUUCAUUAUACGAGAGUAAGUGGAGGGAUCUAAAGGACUUUAUUGCUUUACAUCAGAUGCCCAAGGAGUUGAAACAAAGGAUAGAGGAUUACUUUCAAACUUCUUGGUCCCUUAACCAUGGUAUUGAUAUCUAUGAGACUUUACGCGAAUUUCCGGAAGAGUUACGUGGCGAUGUUUCGAUGCAUUUACAUCGAGAGAUCUUACAAUUACCGAUCUUCGAAGCUGCUUCUCAGGGCUGUCUCAAGCUGCUGUCUUUGCAUAUCAAAACUAACUUUUGUGCUCCCGGGGAAUAUCUAAUACAUAAAGGCGAUGCUUUGAACUACAUUUAUUACUUAUGUAAUGGUUCCAUGGAGGUUAUUAAAGAUGAUAUGGUUGUCGCUAUACUGGGGAAAGGUGAUCUGAUUGGUCCGGAUAUUAAUGUGCAUCUUGUAAUCACUUCAAAUGGUCAGAUCACGGCAACAACAAACAGUGCUGGCCAGGAUGUCGUUGUGCGCAGUAGUAGCGACGUUAAGGCUCUUACUUAUUGCGAUUUGAAAUGCGUUCAUAUGGGAGGUCUGGUAGAAGUGCUGCGUCUUUAUCCAGAAUAUCAGCAACAGUUUGCCAAUGACAUACAACAUGAUCUUACUUACAAUUUGCGUGAGGGUUACGAAUGUCAAGACACGGACAUUGGGCCGUCCUUUCCUUUACCAAGCAUUAGCGAGGAUGAUGAAAAUCAACAGGAAGGGGAGGACGAUGUAGAAGAUGUUGGACAAGCGACUGUAACAACAGCAUCUCCACGUCACAGUGUAACUACACCGUCACCCAUGUUAGGUCGCUCACCUCUACUGGGUAUGAAUAGUCCGCGUUUAAGUAAAUUACACCAGCGAGGUCGUUCACUAUUAACCUUACGUGAACGCGUUGAACGUCAACGUUCCAUAAAUAAUAAUUCCAGCGUUGACACGACAUCUCUGGAUGAGGAUGACAACGAAGGCGGAAGUGACGAAUCUAAAGCAAACAGAAGACAUUCUCUUGACAGACUGGACUCUCAAGUGUCGACCUUGCAUCAAGACAUGACCCAGUUAAGCCUUGAGGUACGCAAUGCGUUACACGCUUUACAAGAAAUGACUUUCUCAACAAUGGCAUCUCAAGCAAGUUUACGGCUUCCACCUGCUCGAUCUAUACCAAAUAUUAGUGGAAACGCUAUGAUCGGUGUAAAUUACUCAUCCAUUAGCAGUGAGGAUUCGGCUUUACAACGUAGCUCAUCGCAUCCUCCGGAGAUUUGGGGACGAGAAAUAGAAAAAAUUAAUGAAACAACUUUAAAGACAGUAAUACCGGAUCAUUUGCAAGAAAAACUGAAAUGUAUAACACAUCCGGUCAAGGAAACUACAAAAGUCUCACGAUUCACUCAAACUGAAUCUUAUAAAAUUGAUAUGCCAGCCAUUGAAAAGUUUGUUGUCUCUAAUCCCCGUUUGGUUUUGGGUCUUUUGGGUAUUGAUAUGGCGAUCAAUAACGAGCUAGACAUCUUGCAACAGCAUCAGUCCUUGCAAGUGUCACCACUGAAUACGAUUGAAGAAGUUAUAUCACCGGCUGACUAUUCUACAAGUUCGAAAGAUCCGCUAUUAGAUAAUGGAUGUUCAAAGUAUUUUCCAACGUCCGACGACGAACAUGUCAAUGAAUAUCUUUGGGCUAUGAAACAAUCUGUCAGUAACAGUAACUGUUGCCGAUCAACCGAUGCACUGUUACAAUCCGAAGAAGUCUAUGAAAAUUCUACACAAUCGCCGAUACCGGCCAAGUCAUUAAAUUACAAUAACUCCUUGAAGGACGAAGUAUUACCCAGUCAAGGAGAUUCGGUGCAAAAAUCGCAAGACUUUUCGCUGCUUAGCCGAAAAAAUAGCAACUCUAGCUUGUCUAGUAACAAUAGCAGUAGUCCAGGCAAUUUAAGGCCGACGAGUGCGUUAAUAAGUCCACCGAAACCUAUUAAUGGAUCUGCGAAACGUGCCUCUUGGAAAUUGCAAAGAUCGAAAAGUGGUGAAUACAAGAGACUACCGGAAUUGCCAGCAAAAGAGAUCAAUUCAAUAUCGCCAUCGACCAGUGUCCAAGAAACUUUCAAUGUUUUAGCUAACCGUCGUUUUAUGCGAUCAAAUUCAAUGGCGACUGACACUAAUACUAACAACAGCUUGCAUGCAACUAAGCGUCAUACGCUUAAUACCGAGCAUUCUUCACUGAGCGUUAACAAUCAUCGACGUAAUACUUCGCCUUCAACUUUUACUGCCUAUCGUUUCUCGGCUGGUGAUGCAGACAAAUUAGAGAAAGGUCUACGCGACCUAUCGUCGACACAUUCACUGCGAGACGCUGCAUCAACUUGAAUUUAUCUACAAAUGUUGAUAAAUUCGAUUGCUACGCACCCAGUAAUUUUUGUGGUUAGCAUAGGCUUACAGCUAAAUUCCAAAUUGUAAGCUCAAUAUUUAACUACGCUUCAGAUACGGAAAAUAUGAACCCUGUAAAGGUCAAAUUGCAAGUGAUAGAAUAGCGGGGCGAGAGUCAUUAAACAUAUCACAUUGAGUGUUUCCAUCAAAAUACUUUUCUUUUUUUCCUAUAAAGCUGAGUUGCUAUUCAUUAGGGGUAGGGUCUUGACAAGAAGCAGGACAUGGUCGAAGAUAAUUUGAACCAAAACUUAUCGUACAUACUCUUUAGAUCUGAUAAUCCUUCCUUCCUUCCGGUCCUUUGGAUUUGUUACUUUUUUUUUAUCCCCCAUCAACGCCCUUAAUUAAUAAAUUUGAAUCAUAUGAUGUGUCGAUUCAAAGGCAAUGUAGGACUUGGCGCAAGAAAUACAAUAUGUCGAGUCUACGUCGACAUGGGAGUGCAAACGUGUUAAGAUGUAAACUGUGCAAUAAUGUUUGUACUAUUAAUGAUAGAUUUUAUGUAUUUGAUCUUAUCUGCUGGGAUAUUUUUUUUUUU
Molecule: messenger RNA, 4898 nt
Organism: Glossina fuscipes
Lineage: Eukaryota; Metazoa; Arthropoda; Insecta; Diptera; Glossinidae
Gene: Elk
Product: potassium voltage-gated channel subfamily H member 8
Exons: 16
Coding region: 413-4306 (1297 amino acids)
Biological process (GO): potassium ion transmembrane transport; regulation of membrane potential
Cellular component (GO): membrane
Molecular function (GO): voltage-gated potassium channel activity
Source: RefSeq, a predicted model, not a curated record